UCCUUCCUUGUCUAUACCCAAUCUGUCUUUUCCGGUGGUGUUCUGUGAAAGAAGCUGCCGUACAUUUGAUUUAUUUUAAAAUGGGUUUCGUCAAAGUUGUGAAGAACAAGCAGUACUUCAAGAGGUACCAAGUUAAAUUCAAGAGGCGUCGUGAAGGGAAAACUGACUACUAUGCACGAAAACGCCUGAUUGUGCAGGACAAGAACAAGUACAACACACCCAAAUACCGGUUGAUUGUACGUCUCUCUAACAAGGAUGUGACCUGCCAGGUUGCCUACUCUCGUAUUGAAGGUGACCACAUUGUGUGCGCUGCUUACUCACAUGAACUACCCCGCUAUGGCAUCAAGGUUGGACUUACCAACUAUGCUGCUGCGUAUUGCACUGGUCUAUUGCUGGCGCGAAGACUUCUACAACGACUUGGCCUUGACUCUCUAUAUGCUGGUGCAACCGAAGUAACUGGUGAUGAAUUCAAUGUGGAACCUGUAGACAAUGGCCCUGGAGCUUUCAGAUGUUACCUUGAUGUUGGAUUGGCAAGAACUACCACUGGUGCCCGUGUAUUUGGAGCCAUGAAAGGAGCAGUAGAUGGAGGUCUUAAUGUUCCUCAUUCCAUCAAAAGGUUCCCAGGAUAUGAUGCAGAAUCAAAGAAAUUCAACGCUGAAGUGCACAGAUCUCACAUCUUCGGAUUACAUGUUGCUGAAUACAUGAAGAACUUGGAACAAGAGGAUGAGGACUCCUACAAGAGGCAAUUCGGCAAAUACAUCAAACUUGGUGUAGUUGCAGAUGCUGUUGAAGGUCUAUACAAGAAGGCACAUGAAUCAAUCCGGGCUGACCCCUCAUACAAGAAGAAGGAAGGCAAGAAAGACCCUGCCAAACAGAAACGCUGGAAUAAGCGCAAGCUGACACUGGCCGAAAGAAAGAACAGGAUCAAGCAGAAGAAGGAAUCCUUCAUCAAGAAGUUGCAAGCACAGGCUGAAGCUUAAUUUGGCAACAGUCCUAAAUAAAACUUCUUGACUACAUAA
Ostrinia nubilalis (European corn borer) is the source of this 1019-nucleotide messenger RNA. It is a transcript of the gene RpL5, whose product is annotated as large ribosomal subunit protein uL18. Bases 81 to 980 code for a protein of 299 amino acids. NCBI's taxonomy places the organism in Eukaryota, Metazoa, Arthropoda, Insecta, Lepidoptera, Crambidae. Gene Ontology annotation, biological process: translation; ribosomal large subunit assembly. Gene Ontology annotation, molecular function: 5S rRNA binding; structural constituent of ribosome. The transcript is spliced from 7 exons. The record is from RefSeq and is a predicted model, not a curated record. Gene Ontology annotation, cellular component: ribosome; cytosolic large ribosomal subunit.